Molecule: messenger RNA, 2015 nt
Organism: Parus major (Great Tit)
Lineage: Eukaryota; Metazoa; Chordata; Aves; Passeriformes; Paridae
Product: retinol dehydrogenase 14
Exons: 2
Coding region: 8-973 (321 amino acids)
Source: RefSeq, a predicted model, not a curated record
GCCCAGCAUGGCCGCGGCGCUGCCGGCGCUGGUGCUGGGCGCGGGGCUGCUGGUGGCCGCCUGGCGCUGGCUGCGGGGCGCGGCGCGGCCCGGGCGUGGGGGCUCCAUGCGGGGCAAGACCGUCAUCAUCACCGGCGCCAACAGCGGGCUGGGCCGGGCGGCGGCGGCCGAGCUGCUGCGGAUGCGGGCCCGCGUCAUCAUGGGCUGCCGCGACCGGGCGCGGGCCGAGCGGGCGGCCCGCGAGAUCCGGGCCGAGGUGGGCGAGCGGGCGGACGGCGCUGGCGAGCUGGUGGUCCGCGAGCUGGACCUGGCUUCGCUCCGCUCCGUGCGCGCCUUCUGCCACCGCGUCCUGCAGGAAGAGUCAAGGCUGGAUGUUCUGAUAAAUAAUGCAGGGAUAUUCCAGUGUCCAUACAUGAAGACAGAGGAUGGUUUUGAGAUGCAAUUUGGUGUAAACCACUUGGGCCACUUCUUGCUCACCAACCUUCUUCUGGGCCUCCUCAAAAAUUCUGCCCCAAGCAGGAUUGUUGUAGUGUCCUCAAAGCUUUACAAAUAUGGAGAGAUCAACUUUGAAGACUUGAACAGUGAAAUAAGCUACAAUAAAAGCUUUUGUUACAGCCGAAGUAAACUGGCUAACAUAUUAUUUGCCAGGGAGCUGGCCCGUCGGUUGGAAGGGACAGGAGUCACCGUCAACUCCCUUCAUCCUGGGAUUGUCAGAACAAAUCUAGGCAGACAUGUGAAUAUUCCUUUGCUGGCCAAACCUCUGUUCAACUUAGUGUCAUGGGCUUUCUUCAAAACGCCUCUGGAAGGAGCCCAGACAUCUAUUUAUUUGGCCUCUUCUCCUGACGUCGAGGGUGUGUCAGGAAAGUAUUUUGGAGACUGUAAAGAGGAAGAACUACUGCCCAAAGCCAUGGAUGACUUGGUUGCAAGGAAACUGUGGGAUAUCAGUGAAGUGAUGGUUGGCUUACUGAAGUAAGUGCCAGGGGGUGUCUGCAAAAAAGAAUGCAGAUAGCUAUGCAGUGCAUUUUCACAACAGUGGAAUUCUCACUUUAAAUGCUGUGGGAAUACAGUGUAUUUUGCUCAGUAAGUACGAAAUAAGAGAGUGAUUUAUGUUGGAACUCUGUUUUGAAAUGAAAGACAAUCUUCAAUAGACACAGGCAUUCAGAAAAAAUCUGAAAUAAAAUUUGUGGGUGUGAAGAUAAUUUCUGGUGGUUAAAUCUGCUUAGAAACUUGUGUUUAACAAAUAAAAAGUAAGCAGAAAUGUGUUUUGCAAUAUAUAUGCAUAUUUGUCAUUACAUGUCUGGCUGGACAAUGCAGGGUACUGAUGGUGAAACACUUGUGUAAAAAAUUAUUUGAAAAUAAGUCUUAAUAAUAGUCUUUUUUUUUUUUUUUUAAGCCAUCAUAAUGACAAAUAGAAUAAAGAGUUUUCCUGAUAUCUUGCACUGUAAUGGUUGAGGCCUCUGAGUGCCUUUCAAAGGCUUGUCAGCCCCAUGGUUCAGUGAACAAAAUCGUUGAGCCGUGCACAGUUUUGUUGUGAAGCACAAAGACAGCUAUUUUUAGUGAUGUUGCUGCUAUUCAGCUUGUAAGUAUACUUGGUUGUGCAAGUUGUAUUUUUAUUUUCAUGUGUGUUGAAGUGCUGUUUCUUGAAACCUUGGGUUUUGUUAAAGGGGUAGUUGCAAAAUGUAUAAUGGUCUUGAUAGGACUUUGCAUGGCAUGAACUGUGUAAGACCUCAUGCAAAUUAGACUGAAGAGAAUAAGCUUCUCUGUGUGUUUGGCUUGACUGAUGGCACUUUAACUCAGUAACGAGGUUCCAUAAAUGUCUCAUACAGCUGACUGAAUAUUCUUUAAUAAAACCUUUUAAAAAGAAGACCUACCAUUCAUUCUUUUAUUGUGGGAGAUAUAUCAGAAACCAGCAGCCUUGAUAGAGUUGCCUUGUUUCAAAGCAGAAGAUUAACCCAUGUGUUGGUUUAGGGAGCCUGUGGUGUGGGGUUGGUAGAAAUAAAAUCCAGUGAAAUACA